CAGGUCUUGCAAAUCACGUUCUCUUUCUUUCGAACAACUACACAUCAAUCAGACUCUGUGUUGAAGGAAUUGACAGGAUACAAGCCCAACAUGGAUGAGUCGGUGUCUUUUCCGCUGCCCAGAUCUCUGGGUACUCGCAUACAUGUGCGAUUGAUUACGAAAGAGAAGGUCUUGAUAGCACAUCUCUCAACUGUCAACCCGGAAGAGGUGGGCAACGCGGUCCCUAUGGGAUCCAUGGUCUAUGCUCUUCCAGAUCGGUUCAACCCAAGUGCACCAAUCUCUACACCAAUCUACAAGGAAGAGCCAACCUUCGACUUUGCCACUCGCAUCGCGAAGAUUCUGGUCAAGAAGACGCAGAUGCACGUUUAUGUCACCAACUCAAUCAGCCUGGCCGAUUCUGGCCUAGGAGGAACUUUUGAGGAGGAAAUGGAAGUAUUCAAGCAGGUUAUCACGGUCGCUAUCGACAAGUUAAGGCAUGUCAUCAAGUCUCCAAGCAAUUUGCCCAACGGCACAAACGAGGCUUGACUAUUUACUCCUUCAGUGGCGCAAUUUCUGAGCUUGGAGGGCUCCGCACGAAUUGUUUGUCACGAAGUGGCCGAACUGAGGCUUCGACUGUUUUACUUAAUUCGACAGACUUGAUGAUAGCGAUGUCUCGGUAUCGCACACCAACGCCUGCGUCCAUCCAUGUUGAUUUACCGGUUGCCAACGGGUCGUUGCAUACGCCUGAUCUGGCAACCCUUGCACCACGUGUCAAACGGCAGCUCCAGCUAUGGCCGCCCGCAGGGUUCUCAGACUGUGAACAUCAGUGUCAUGACUGAAAAGCUCCUUUCGU
Messenger RNA from Truncatella angustata, 832 nucleotides. RefSeq lists its product as uncharacterized. Gene Ontology annotation, biological process: proteasome assembly. The transcript is spliced from 3 exons. The record is from RefSeq and is a predicted model, not a curated record. NCBI's taxonomy places the organism in Eukaryota, Fungi, Ascomycota, Sordariomycetes, Amphisphaeriales, Sporocadaceae. Bases 91 to 525 code for a protein of 144 amino acids.